AUCGUGGCCCCGAGUGUGAGUCACAUCGCCAGUACGAUCGGAAGGUCUCCCCCGGAGUGCCGCGGAAUCGGUGUAUCAAUGACCCCAGGAGGAAACCUCCCUCUGUGAAACUCGGAACUUAUGUGCUUCAACCCGCCCUCCCGAAAGUGUCCGCCGCCGUCUGCGUCGAGUUCCCCCUCGAGGACCGUGACAGGACUGUUGUCGCUGUUGUUUCUGUGGAAAGUUCAUGAGAAAUGGGUGACAGAUAAUAAUAGAUGUUUUUCCCUGAAUGCCGUCGCCGCGACGCCAGUGACUUCAUGAAAUCUCUGAUUCUGGAAACGCGGAGGAACAAAAGGCAAAAAUUAGAUGGUCCGGCGUCGUGCCGCGCCCUCCAGCAGCUGAAGGGCGUUCUUCCGUCGGAUAACGACCCCUCACUCCCCCACCCCAUCAUGGCGCCCAUUGCGGUGGGGGCGUGCCCCGGGGGGCGUGAGGGCGGAGGCUGCGCCCGCACGACGUUGCCCUUUCUAUCCCGGCUGGCCCCCAGCCACUGCCACAACAACCACACCACCUCCUCCUCCCCCCACCACAAAGAGCUGAUGACCCUGGCUGACCUGCUCGACGGCUGCCCCAAGGUCGACCCUUUCGCUUAUCAAGAUACCAAAGUCAAUAGCUUAGCAAACUGUAGAGGCAGCUUUACAAUAUGCAAUCUACUGUUUGGCUACGAAGAACAGGAGAAUCCAAUAGACAUAGAGAAAUUCACGCCCACGGCGCUGCACAUAGCCUGCCUAUCUCCGCAACCGGCUCCCUUGGUAGGUAAGCUGGUGGCUUCAGGAGCGCCUGUCAACGAGGCCAACCUUCUAGGACAGACGCCGCUACACGCUCUGCUGAUGGGAGAUAUCCGAAGUGGCAGCAUGACAGACGCCCUCCAAAUCCUACUGAGCCACGGGGGUGACGUCAGUGCCAAGGACCUCUCAGGUGACACUCCGCUUCUCUCCGUCAGGAAUCUCUUGAAACAGGGACUCUUCAGUAAAGCAGCAGAGGUUGCCCAGGUUCUUCUACAAGCAGGGGCUCAAGUCGAUGCUGUCAACAACGAAGGUCGGACCUUGCUUACAUACAGCAUAGAACAUCUAGACGAUUCUCUCAUGCUCACUAGAACGCUUUUAAAUAAUGGGGCAUCUGUUUGGGGAGCUCCGGAUAGUUGUGAUAAGGAUCAAAGUGUGUUUACCUGGUUUCUUAAGGCUGUGAUUUCUCGUCGCAAACUGGAGAAUUGUUCCGAUACAAUUUCAAUUCUGUCCAUGGUGAUGGCAGAGAACCCAAGGAGAAUGCACCAACAUGUUCUUAGGACGAUGUUUAGACAUUCUAGAUGUUAUAAGGUUUUAGGCCCAGUCUUCCUGGAACUAAAACCCUUAUGAUGCCCCACUGGACUCAGCCUCCGAGCCUAUCCAGUCUCUGCUGGCGCAGCGUCCGCAACUCACUCACACCAAAGAAGAUACACUCCAGCACUCACCUGCUCGGUCUUCCGCCUCUACUGGAAGCCUUCAUCCUUCUAGAGGAACCAGGA
Macrobrachium nipponense is the source of this 1540-nucleotide messenger RNA. Its product is annotated as serine/threonine-protein phosphatase 6 regulatory ankyrin repeat subunit A-like. The transcript has 8 exons. The record is from RefSeq and is a predicted model, not a curated record. The coding region runs from base 255 to 1391 and encodes 378 amino acids. Gene Ontology annotation, molecular function: protein binding. NCBI's taxonomy places the organism in Eukaryota, Metazoa, Arthropoda, Malacostraca, Decapoda, Palaemonidae.